CAGCACACUGUGUCAGGGUGGAGGGAGCCUGGCCGGACCCAGUGCCCGGCUGGAGGGGGCAACCCUGGAGGAUUCUGGAGGCAGUGGGGCUUAAGGAUCCUGGCACAUAUGUCCUGGGCCCCUCAGCUCCUCCAACGUGUCCUAGGCCUCGGAUGCUGGCAGCACCGCACCUCUGGACAAAGAGAAUUCCAACCCAGUCUCCUCUGGUUUCUAGUUCCCUUGGGCUCUGGAUACUUCCUCUGAGCCUGGAGCCUUGAGCCCCAUGCUCUCUGCCCCCAGGGACAUCCCCUCGGCCCAGAGAAGAGAGUGAUCAGGUGAGCACCAGUUCCACUGAGGGGCCAUCAUCCUCUGGGUCCAUGUGCCCUCCGGGGGACCCUGUGAAGCUGGGCCGCACCAUGAUGGAGAAGCUAGAACCUGUGCCUGCCCUACCCUGCUCAGCUCCCUCUCCAACAACCAGCAGUCUCUCCCCUGUGUCCGAGCCUGAGCCAGGCACCCCGCAGGAUGGGGACGAUGGGCACCCUGCCUCAUCCCCAACAUCCCCCAAGCUGCCUUCCCACAUACCCGUCAUCAGCCUGGGCCACAGCAAGCCUCCAGCCGUGGCUACCACUGAACUCACCACACCUCCCCCACUGCCCACACUAGUCCCGCUCUCUGCCCUGACAGCUGGCCCGCCCCCACUGGCCUUGGGUGGCCUGCUCCCGACACACUACCACCCACACCCCUUUCUAAGCAGUGUCUACAUCGGCACCACUGGCUCCUUCAGCAUCUUCCCCAGCAGCCGACUGAAGCGGAGGCCCAGCCAUUGUGAGCCUGACCUCAAUGAAGGGCACCAACCCCUGAAGGUGGCUCGCCGAGUGUUCACCAACAGCCGGGAACGCUGGCGGCAGCAGAACGUGAACGGAGCCUUCGCGGAGCUGCGCAAGCUGCUGCCCACGCACCCGCCCGAUAGGAAGCUGAGCAAAAACGAGGUGCUCCGUCUCGCCCUCAAGUACAUUGGCUUCCUGGGCCGCCUGCUGCGGGACCAAGCGGCCGCCCUGAGCCCCGGCCCGGGCCCGGUCCCGGCCGUAGCUGGGGUGGCUCCGCGCAAGCGGGAGCGCAGUGGUGCGGGAACGAGCGUAGGCGAGGGAACGCGCCGAGUGCCAGGGCGCAGGGCUGAGGCCGUGCGCUCCCCUCCAGCGCCCCCGCCCCCACCUGCUUCCCCCCACCCAGAGGGAGCUGAGCAGCCCAUCAAGAGCGAGAGCUCGCUGAGGGACAGGACGACCGUGGGGUGCGAGGCUCGGUGACCCUCGCAGGAAGGGAUGGGAGGAAUACUACAAGUGGCAUCUGAGCGGACCCCAAGAAGGACAUCGCCUCCGAGGAGAAAAGGGAGAACAGACCUUUCCCGGAUUGUCCUGAAUAUCACAAUCCCCUCCCUUCCCCCGUCAAUCCCCUGGGUCAAAUGGAUCCACCGGGAAAGAGGGAUGGAGAUGGGCAGGGGUCGUCGGUGGGGAGAAAUGGGUGCCUUGGCUGCUGGCGGGGGCAGGGAACUGGUCUAGGCUGGCCGCCCAGGUACAUGGUCGGGGAAGAUGGGCGAAAGGCCAUCCAGUGUCUCCAGAGAUCGGGGUAUGACGUUAUCUCUCACCCCCUUGGCACUCUUAAGUCCUCCCCACCACAGCCUACUUUAAUCUGUUUUGCAGUCAGCCCAGCUCAACCACCUAAAUGUCCUCCUCCCGGGAGCACGUUUCUUUGGAGGUUGGGAUCCUACACCAAGAACAAAGCAGACAGCAUGAAAAUAGUGCCUCAUUAUUCCCGCCGGGCCGAUGCCUUGGGGAAAGGGCAGGGGGUGGAAUAAAAAUUAAAAAUAACAGUGCUGGAGCAUCUAGUUCAACGUUCCCAUUUUAGAGACCAGAGAGGCAGGCAGCCUAAUGGAAGGGUAGAGAGCCGGGAAGACCCAAGUUCAAGGUCUGACCGCCUCAGGCAUACCUUGGCCAGAAAAGCCAAGUCAUUUAACCUCUGGGUUCUUUGGGCAACUGUCAUUUACAAAGAAGGUGCCGACCUGCACGCAUAGAAGCAAGUUUCUACACCACGAAAACUCUUGUUCGGGUCCUAUCCCAUCCGAUAACAAAGAGAAUUCCGUUACGGAGGCUUCUGAGACUGUAGUCCAUGGGGUGGGCGAGAUCGUAAGUGGCUUCUGUCUUGGGCUCCAAGUGGGGGUGGGGGAGGAACUCCAAACUAGGAGUGGGGAAUAAACCUCACCCGACAGUUUCUUCCUCCGACCCAGGGGUUUCUCGACCCAAUAGACGGCAGUCCCUUUUCUGAGUCCUCCCAAUCCCUUUCUUGGUUGUUCGAGAAAUCAUUUUAGUCUUAGGGACUUUGCCCCAGUAAUUCUGGAGAAAGUGGGCGUUACCCUCCCCUUGGGAUCAGUUUUGGGGACUCUUAAACGUGGGAAGUAGGGUCUCCGGCUCCCCUUGGAGAAUGGAGGGACCCAAGGGCCAGGAAAGAGCCCCAGAGCGAAUUGCCCAGAACUCCGGCCACCAAAGCGAGCUCUCUUUUUAGGAGAGAAGAGGGAGUGGGAGAACCCCCAAUUCCCGAUGGAUUCAACCCACCCUGCCUUCACCGCCCCCACCCUCCGUCCGCUCUCGCGAAGGUUCAAGAUCUCUUCGUCUUUGUUUUUCUUUAUUUCUUUAUUUCACAUACACAUUAGCCAUUCAAUGGAGAAGCUGGAGAGAGUCAGGCAAAGAUGGUGUAACAGAAGCGCAGUGACAGGGGCCGGGGCGGGAGAAGGGGCAGGGGAAGGGAAGGGGAACAUACGGGCUGGCUGCCUACCUGCAUUCCGCUAGGACACUGAAAACCCAGAAAACAAAACAGACAGUAAACUACCCUUGUUUCUUAUGUAUCUCAGUGCGGAGAUGGGGAAGGGAAGGGAGGGGGACCAGGCUGAAGGAGGAGCAAAAGGGACAGGGGGAUGCUAAGGGGAAGCACACCAAAUCCAUUAGUACUAUAUAGAGAUACUCAUAUAUACUGCGUUUCUUAGCCUAAGAAGAAACUUGUUUGACGGGACGGGCGGCUUUGCUGUCCGCGAUGCUGGUGCUGUCCGGGCGCAUGGAUCUCCAGGGAAGGGGGGCGUGAAAGGAAAGGGGUAAAGGGCUAUAUAGUGCGGCUGGCCCAGGCUGGCGUGGGGAGUGGUGUCCGGGGGAGCGCCCCGGGGAUGGGCAGGGCUGGAGGCCCUUGGAUUCUCCAUUGGGGGAGGGGGACAAAGUCCUCUUGACUUUAUUGCUCCUUUUUUUGUGUGAUUUUGUUAGUGUUGUUCGGAGUCGGGCGAAGGGUCUGGAUUGGGAAUUUGGGGAUGGGAGUAGGGAUUCAUCUGAUCAUCUGGUCCACUCUGCCCCUUUGGGAGCUAGAGCGCGGCGUCCGCUCCACCAGCACGGGGGAGGGGGGGUGGGAGUGAGGAGAAGGCACUAGGUUGGCCGGCCAGCGCGGGUGGGGGGGGGGGGGUGUAAGGCAAGUCGAUUGGGUUGUGUUGCGUGUGUGUGUGUGUGUGAGUGAGUGUGUUUUAUGUGUCUGUGGGUGUGAUGGGGUUGGAGGGGCCGGUGUUAUUUGAGUUAGCAGGUUUGGUCCUUCCCUGAAGCGUCAAACCCUUUCCACAGCCUCCGGCGGGCGCUCUGUGCGGCCGGUCUGCCAGGGGUGCUGAGUGGGGCGGGGGUCAGAGGAGGGCGCCGGGGAAGGGAAGGGAAGAGGAAACUAACCAACUUGCAGAGCGCUCCCUGGACAAUGCUGGUGUGGGGCAAGUUGGCGUCUGGCUCAAAGAAAGGCGCUCGAGGGGGUGGCGUCGGUGACUGGACACUGACCUCUGCAGGGGAUGGGGACAGGGGAGGGGCCUCUGUGUCCGGAUAGGGGAACGUGGGUGGCCCCUGGCCAGGGGCCCCCAGGAGAUCCGCGCCAGCCCGGGGCAGCCUCGCCCAGCCGCCGAGCGCAAACCGCUGUCCCGUGCGUUAACAUAACAAAGGGCUAUGCGUGGUUCCUAACGUGCGGUAUGAUACUUAACUGGUUCAUAAACUGACGUAUAAUAGAGUUGGGUGGUUUUUUUUAAAUGUACUUUAUAAUGUACAAAGCACCAGGAUUUUUUUAUUUUUUUUAUUUUUAACUUUUUUCUUUUUAAAAAUUUUCCUCUCGUCCUUUUCCUCUCUGAUUCUGUGGUGUUUAAAUGUGGUUUAAAUGUGGAAAUCCUUCCUUCAGCCCUCCCACCGACCCCGAGAACAGACGGCGACGCAGGGCAAGCCCCGGAUCGGCCUCGUCCACGCAGGCAAACGGCUUCAAGAAAGAAAAAAGAAACAACCGAAAACGAACGAACGAACGAAAAAAAAAAGAAACGAAAAAAAACAAACAAACGGAAAACCCACUUGGGCAUCGGUGCCCGCACGCGGCGGGCGGCCCGCUUCUUUAGUGUCCCCAGAGCCGCGAGGACAUUGCAACAAAAAUAGACUUUUUUCUUCUUCUUAACAAUCUCUAACAUACAAAGAUAGGAAAACUCUCCAAUGCAUUGCACUUGGUUCAAUGAAAAAAAAAGUUCAUUCCCCCGUAUAUAUAUUUUUGUUUUUUUUAAA
Molecule: messenger RNA, 4583 nt
Organism: Monodelphis domestica (gray short-tailed opossum)
Lineage: Eukaryota; Metazoa; Chordata; Mammalia; Didelphimorphia; Didelphidae
Gene: LYL1
Product: LYL1 basic helix-loop-helix family member
Biological process (GO): regulation of transcription by RNA polymerase II
Molecular function (GO): RNA polymerase II cis-regulatory region sequence-specific DNA binding; protein dimerization activity; DNA-binding transcription factor activity, RNA polymerase II-specific
Source: RefSeq, a predicted model, not a curated record